Molecule: messenger RNA, 510 nt
Organism: Trichoderma aggressivum f. europaeum
Lineage: Eukaryota; Fungi; Ascomycota; Sordariomycetes; Hypocreales; Hypocreaceae
Exons: 1
Coding region: 1-510 (169 amino acids)
Biological process (GO): mycotoxin biosynthetic process
Source: RefSeq, a predicted model, not a curated record
AUGCACUUCACAUCAGGCUUCACGCCCGACUUGUCAGCAUACCAAGGCAAACCCAACGAAGCCAGCAAUGCGCACUGGGAUAAGCUAACACACCCCGGCAUGGUCGCCCUAACGGAGCAAGAGCAUGCCAAACUCCCCUCAAAGAGUUCCCUCUUCAUCGACGAUGAUACUCGAGAAUCAGAUCCUCCACUAUAUGUCGGCGCAGUCGAAGUGUUUCAUCAGCUCCAUUGCUUGGAUAUGCUCCGCAUGCAAGCGUACGGCGUCUUGAAGGAUUGGUACGAUGUGCACAGUCCGGCCAAUGAGCACACUAUUCCAGCGCACCUCGAACAUUGCAUCGAUUAUAUUCGUCAGUCAAUGAUGUGCAGGCCGAGCCUAGACAUUUUGCCUUUCAGAACGGACUCGGAGGGCCUCCUGCGACCUGUCUUUAACGGAACCAGAACAUGCGCAAACUUUGACAAAGUCCGUGACUGGGCGAUCAAAAGAAAAGCGGGCAAUUUGUCACCCCAGUGA